Messenger RNA from Dendrobium catenatum, 1539 nucleotides. RefSeq names its product endoplasmic reticulum chaperone BiP-like. Gene Ontology annotation, molecular function: ATP binding; ATP hydrolysis activity; heat shock protein binding. Gene Ontology annotation, biological process: cellular response to unfolded protein; endoplasmic reticulum unfolded protein response; protein refolding. The transcript has 2 exons. Gene Ontology annotation, cellular component: endoplasmic reticulum chaperone complex; endoplasmic reticulum lumen; nucleus. The record is from RefSeq and is a predicted model, not a curated record. Lineage: Eukaryota; Viridiplantae; Streptophyta; Magnoliopsida; Asparagales; Orchidaceae. The coding region runs from base 43 to 756 and encodes 237 amino acids.
AUAGCAUGCAGUGGUUUAAGAAUUAAGUUAUUAGGUGCAGUAAUGGCUCCCACUCGAAUUGGCAUCGAUCUGACCGACUCUCCGCUGAAAGUCGGCGGCCGGGUGAUGGGCCAGUACAUCGUCGUCGAAGGAUCGAAGGGAUUGAAACUGAGGGGGGCAGCUGCUUCGACAACAAAGGAAGAAGUGGUGGCGACUUUGACAGAUGCCGUCGACGUUGUUAAGGGCUCUUUCGGCGCUCAAAACUUUGACGCUGCCGUUAUAGUGAUUCCUAACAACACGGAGCAAAAAGGCCAAGAUGACAUAAUCUCCUACGGGAGGGGCCGUGGCUUCAACAUCACGCAAGUAAUCAAAGAACACACCGCCGUUUCUGCCGUCUAUGUCAAAAAUGUUGAACAAAAAAUCUCCACGAACCUCGCCAUCAUUUCUCUGACCGGUGGCAUCUUCGAAAUCAGCGUGGUCUCCAUAGUUCCCCCAUCACCUUUUAUUGAUAACUAUGAAUUCGUCCUGCGUGCGUACGAAACUCAUCCUGAGGUGAUCGACUUUGAUGAGCCGUCGAAGGAUCAGAAGGGUAGUAGUGGGAGUGGAAUAAUAGGAAUUAUUGGAGGAGCUGCGAAGGCUCUCGUUGUAGACCCAUUUGAGAACGUUUUGGGUAUUCUGAAGAAUAUACUGGAGAGUCCAAAUAUCAAGAAGACUGAGGCAGAUAAGCUGGUGUUCGUCGGUAAGGCGUCAAUGUCGGAGAAAGUGAGAAGGCGGUGAAAGAGAGUUUCAGCAAGGCUGAGGUGUGGGAAGCUGGGAUAGAUAAUCCUGAUGAUGAAAUUGUGGCGUAUGGUGCUGCGUAUCUGUCUUAUAAGGAUAAGAAGAUACCGAUGCACGAUUCAAAUUUUUCAGAAAUUCCUGAGGACCUAGCAGGACAAGACGAAUUCCCAGAAAUUCCUGAGGACCCAGGACAAGCCGAAUUCCCAGAAUCGGCACCUGUCAGAUGAUCCUAAUGUUGAUCUGGCUGGGUGCACUAUUGGGUUCCCAAUGAAUAUAUCGUAUGUGGACAUACAGACAUGUCUAGCUAGUGUUAAUUAUAAUAUAUUAAUGUGUCUCUUUGCUUUCAAAUAAAGGAAAGAUCUCCACCCCGAGAGAUUAUUACGUGCGGUAUUUGAGUCGUCCGGAGGUGAAUUAGAAUGUGCCACAUCACCUGGAUGCAUUGGGUCCCGGGUGGCAUGGCACAUCUGGAUUGACCUCCAGAUGAAUCCGGAAUCCGGAUGUAAUAAUUUUUCCUCCAGCACGUGCAUGGAUGGGGAAGGCGGUGCGUUCGUACCUUUGUAUGUUUUUUUUUAUUUUCCUGGCUCGUUUAUGUCCUUCAUUUUGUGUACUACGUACCAUAUGUUCAAUGUAUAAGUCAUUUGUUGAGUGGUAUGUCUUUUAUCAUCUUAAUGUAUUGUUAAUUGUUGUAUUCUAUCUCUAUCUAAUCAUUAUUGAUGCAGCAAUCUGAAAUUUUGUAGUGAUUUUCUAUAAUAUUUGAUAUAUGUAAGGAAAAUUCUCAUGAAU